AUGUUCAAUGCGAAUGACCCGACAUCGAGCACGCCGUCAGUGAUCUUGCUUCUGACAUUGAAAGCAAAGAAGCUUCUCGACAAGGAUGUGUUCUCGAAAAGCGAUCCGAUGUGCGUUGUGUCGCAGUAUGUCGGGCGACUUACUGGUAGGCCAAUAUUGAUAGAAUGCUUCGACUACGAUUGGGAUGGCGGAAACGCGCCAAGAAAGGGUGAUAAGUACAAGAAUUCUGGAACGUUGGAAUUCAACGGUGUGGAGCUGCUGAAGCAGUACUCGUUUUUGGAUUUCAUAGCUGGA
Messenger RNA from Ostertagia ostertagi, 294 nucleotides. NCBI's taxonomy places the organism in Eukaryota, Metazoa, Nematoda, Chromadorea, Rhabditida, Trichostrongylidae. The record is from the annotation of a GenBank genome assembly.